This is a messenger RNA of Mesocricetus auratus (golden hamster), 919 nucleotides long. It is a transcript of the gene Idnk, whose product is annotated as IDNK gluconokinase. The record is from RefSeq and is a predicted model, not a curated record. The transcript is spliced from 5 exons. Gene Ontology annotation, cellular component: cytoplasm. NCBI's taxonomy places the organism in Eukaryota, Metazoa, Chordata, Mammalia, Rodentia, Cricetidae. Gene Ontology annotation, molecular function: gluconokinase activity. Bases 46 to 693 code for a protein of 215 amino acids.
GGGCCCUGUCCCGGAAGAGGGCGCUGAGGACCGAGGACCCGGGAGAUGGAGGCGCCCGCGGUGCUGCUGGUGAUGGGCGUGAGCGGCUCCGGGAAAUCUACCGUGGGCGCACUGCUGGCCUCCAAGGUGAAGAGGGAGGGGCAGGCUCAGACCCAGGAUUUCUAUAGCCUGCCUGCCAGUAAACCUCGCCUUCCCUUCAUUCCUAAGCUGGGAUGGAAAUUCUAUGAUGCUGACGAUUACCACUCCGAAGAGAAUCGGAUGAAGAUGGGCAGAGGGGUACCGCUGAGCGACCAGGACAGGAUUCCAUGGCUCUGCAGCUUGCACGACAUUUUGCUAAGCAGAGCUGUGGCCUCGGGACAGCGUGUUGUUCUAGCCUGCUCAGCCCUGAAGAAAACGUACAGAGACAUCCUGACGCGAGGGAGGGGUGCCGUGCCCGUGAAAGGUGAUGAGUCAGCAAAGGAAAGGCUGGCUGGCGAACAGCUCUUGGUGGUCUACCUCUGUGGGUCGUUUGAGACCAUUUCCAGACGCCUGUCCCAACGAAAAGGACAUUUUAUGCCGCCCGAGUUACUGCAGUCCCAGUUCGGUGUUCUGGAGCCCCCGUCAGGCCCUGAGAACUUCCUCCAAGUCAGCGUGGACCAGAAGAGUCCCGCGGAGAUCGCCGACGCCGUUAUGGAAGCUCUGCAGAGGAAGUAAUCUUCCGUCUCGCGCCUGCGGUUUACAGUGCGCUCUGGUUCCAAGCUCCUCACCGGUGGUGCACUCUAAAUUCUUAAUUGGGAGCAAACCACAGUGUGUGGAGACCAUUGUCUGACGGUGGGUAGGAGUUUGUGGUGCGAUCGGCAUCCUGCUGGUGUGCCAGAAGAAGGGGGAAAGAUGUUAGAAGUUAAGCUGAAAUUUAAGCUUAAAUUUGUGCAUAAUGCAA